GUGAGAAAAGUGUGUGAAGAGAGAAAUACACUUAGAGUAGAAGUGUAUUGGUGAGGAUUGGUUUUUUGUAAUAGUUGAGUGUGAGAGUUUGCUCCUCCUAUUGUAAUUCUGUUCUUGAUAUUGAAUAGAAGAAUUUCCCAAUCCCAACAAGUGGUAUCAGAGCGAGGUUGAGUUUCCAUACACUGUUUUCACAUUUUUCAGAAAAAUUUCUACAGGUUAGAAAAUCGUGAUUUUUUAAGUUGAUCGGAAUCACAAUCUGAUCAUACCGUUAGAUUCGUCUCAUCGAGACGAGAAAUCUGGUAUUUUUGGGGAAUUUUUUUGCCACCAGAAGAGGCCGUACGCGCUGCCCAAACGCCGCCUGGAAACUGCUUGCGCCAUCACUGCGUCAUCACGCAGUCCAGAGGAAGAAGACGAGACACAUCAUCGCCAUGUUAUCAACACGGCAGCGCCACGUCAGCCCACGUAAGUGCCACAUCAUCCGCCACGUCAGCCGCACAAGCCAUCCGUUGGGCGCCACGUCAGACGCCACGUCAGUGCCACGUCAGCGCCAGUUGUGUCCACGUCACCAGCCUGGGUGUCAGCACACUGCGCUGCUGCCUGAACCGGACCGAACCGAUUCAUAGUUGUGGAGGUCGGUUCACCCAUUUCUAGACCGGUUUUGGACGAGGUCAGACCGGUUCCUACCAUUUUCGGCCAUUCCGGAUCCAACGGUGAGCUCCGUUUGUCCAAAUUAUAGAUAAACCAUCAUCACACACCAUGAUUGCGCUCACUUCCACAAAUUACAAUAUGUCGAAGCCUCGGAUUUGCUAAAUUUGAGGGAUUUAGCCGAUCCUCUUGAUAAUAAUGGUGUGAAACCGGAUAAAAAAACGGAUGAAGAAUGGACAAAAAUGAAUCGAAAAAACGGUCGCACAAAUUCGGCAGUGGAUCGAUCAUAGUGUGUUCCACCAUGUUGCGCAAGAACAAAGUGCUUACACACUAUGGGAGAAGCUUGGUAGCAUGUAUCAAGCAAAAACCGCUCGAAAUAAACGUUACUAAUGAGGCGAUUAGUAAACCACAAAUUGCGAGGUGGUAUUUCGGUGUCAGAACACACCAGUCAAUUCCAGGAUUUUGUGAAUCAGUUGAGCACCACCGGAUGGGUUCUCAAAGAUGAAGAACAGGCGAUACUACUCUUGAGCUCUCUACCUGACAGCUGGGAGACUCUUGUUGUCACGCUCAGCAAUUCUGCUCCCAACGGCAAUGUGACUAUGCAGAUGGUCACAGAUGCCCUUAUGAACGAAGAAGCCCGAAGAAAAGAAGCCGGGACUGAACAAUCAUAUGCCUUCGUGUCAGAAACCAACAGACGAGGGGGGGGGGGGGGGGGCAGAAAUGGGGGAAGAAGUCGAGGUCGAGAUAGAGGCCAAGGUCAAAAUAGAGGAAAUUCUCAAGUUUGCGGCCGAUCAUAAGAACGAGGUAUGUCCUAUGAAAACAAUAAUUGGUUUGAAGGAUAUUGCAAUUAUUGUGGUAAUUGUGGACACAGAAAAAGAGAUUGUAGAAAGUUUCUACGAGAGCAGCCACAGACGAGUCAAAAUACUAGCCAAGAAGAUGGUGAGACCAUGGUUAGUUUGUCAUCAGACGUGUGUCUUGUUACACAUGGUGAACAAGAAUGUUUACACGUAGGUACUCAUGAUGUUGAGUGGGUGAUUGAUACAGUCGCAUCAUUUCACGCCACUCCUUACUAGAACUUAUUCACAUCUUAUAAGUCCGGAGACUUUGGAGCUGUGAAGACGGGAAACACCAGUUUCUCGAAGAUUGUUGGCAUUGGUGAUGUGCACAUAACAACAAAUGUCGGAUGCGCACUUGUGUUAAAAGGUGUUCGACAUGUUUCAAAUCUUAGAUUGAAUCUUAUCUCCGGUACAGCUCUGGAUCAGCAAGGAUAUCUUAACCGAUUCAAAGAAGGUACGUGGAAGUUUUCUAAAGGUUCCUUGGUUGUUGCAAGAGGCCAUGUUUGUGACACCGCACCCGG
Molecule: messenger RNA, 2002 nt
Organism: Cuscuta epithymum
Lineage: Eukaryota; Viridiplantae; Streptophyta; Magnoliopsida; Solanales; Convolvulaceae
Source: the annotation of a GenBank genome assembly